AUGGCGAGCCCAGCGAAAAAGCAGAGGGAAGUCCCCGCCUGCUUUACCGAUACCCAUGGUGUGGUGACAACCACUAUGAAUGACCUGCCCGGCUACAAAGUCAAGAAUGUACUGGGUACAGUCUACGGGAUUACCGUUCGCACAAGGAACUGGGGUGCGGAUCUGGGCGCGGUUGUUCGGUCAGCUGUUGGAGGCGAGCUUCGAUUUUUCACUAAUCUGAUGUAUACCUCUCGCGAAGAAGCUAUGGAGCGUUUGGUGGGAGAGUGUAUGAGCAGAGGUGGCAAUGCGAUCAUUGCUGUGAGAUUUGAUGUUGCGAGUUUCGGGGCCUGUUCGCAGAUAUGUGCGUAUGGCACUGCUUGUCUAGUUGAGAAGAUUGAGGAGGAGACGUAG
Molecule: messenger RNA, 390 nt
Organism: Penicillium riverlandense
Lineage: Eukaryota; Fungi; Ascomycota; Eurotiomycetes; Eurotiales; Aspergillaceae
Product: YbjQ family protein
Exons: 1
Coding region: 1-390 (129 amino acids)
Source: RefSeq, a predicted model, not a curated record